AUGUGGCGCCGUAGUCUUUGUUUAUAUGCCCCACCCAAAGUACUGUGUUUAACGAUGAUACCUGGUGGUGGGGCCAUGACGGAGGCUCUCAAGCAGUUGGGAUAUACUCCAUACACUUUUGAACACACCUUCACUGGAGGUCGUGUAGACACACACCCGCAAGAGUGGUGUAUGGUGUUAGAUAAGAAGAAACCAUUCAAUCCUGCUAUUCUCGAUCCUGCCCCUAGUGGAACUUCCUCUUCUUCUUCUUCUACGAGUAAAAAUGACGCUGGAACGCAUAAUGUGAGAUUUGAUGCACUUGUUGGCCCACCAUGCACAUUAGCUUUUGAAGCUAUAUUGAAAGAGUGUCCAUUAAGUACGCGUGUGAUUUUAGUGGAGGAACCGGAUAAGGAAGCAUGGGCACGGGAUGCCGCCGCGUUGUGGGGACCAUUAUUACGACACACAGAACGGGCAUCCCGGCGGCGUGCGGGUGUACAUCUUCACGCCAUGGUAGUAAAGAUGACGGCAGGUAUGACAGGAACGAAUAUAAAUAUAAAAGAAGGUAAAAGAGUUUAUGGAAAUUUAACAAGUAUAAAGGGAAAUACAAUGGAGAGUGCCGCGGCCGCAUUAGAGGCGUUUGAGACACGUGUACGAACAGUAGUGCCACGGGAUCGAUUGUUAGUGUACCGCUACGGUGAUGGUUGGGAGCCACUCUGUCGUUUUCUUUCCAUUCCCAAUAGUAAUACCAAUGUCGAAUCCCAAGGUAAUUUGAACACUAACAGUAACACUAAUGCUAAGAGUAUUUAUUCUAUCAUAGAGGAGAUGCCGUUUCCAGCACGAGACACCGGCGGAGAUGUAAUUGCGCAUUUAUGUGAACGACUGCGUCGUGUGGAGCGUGUGGUGUUGUGGGCCACUUGUGGUUUAGCCGCUGCGGCUUUAGUGCUGCACGCCCCGCUGUGGGUGGCACUGCGGGAUAUCGUCGCUGCGUAUCAUGCGGAGUACCGCGCCGCCUUUGAACCCAUCCUGCGUGAGGCCGCAGUGGAGGAGGAAAAGGGAAAUGAUAGCAAUAGUAAUAGUGAUAGUGAUAAGGAUAAUAAUGGGCGGUCACCGCGUCUCACGCUGCGGCGGGCACUUGUGUUGGCGAAGAAUACAACAAUGGCGUUUGAGGCCAAAUGGCGGGAACGCGGUGGUGUUUGGGGCGCCACUACAGAGGCAUACAGCUCACUUGCAACAGACGACAAGUAA
Molecule: messenger RNA, 1224 nt
Organism: Trypanosoma theileri
Lineage: Eukaryota; Euglenozoa; Kinetoplastea; Trypanosomatida; Trypanosomatidae
Exons: 1
Coding region: 1-1224 (407 amino acids)
Source: RefSeq, a predicted model, not a curated record